Phycomyces blakesleeanus NRRL 1555(-) is the source of this 990-nucleotide messenger RNA. RefSeq lists its product as hypothetical. The record is from RefSeq and is a predicted model, not a curated record. Gene Ontology annotation, molecular function: cyclin-dependent protein serine/threonine kinase activity; ATP binding. Lineage: Eukaryota; Fungi; Mucoromycota; Mucoromycetes; Mucorales; Phycomycetaceae. Gene Ontology annotation, cellular component: nucleus. Gene Ontology annotation, biological process: protein phosphorylation. The annotation marks the transcript as partial. The transcript is spliced from 8 exons.
AAGUUUUCUGGCUGUUCGCCAAUUACUGAUUAUGAUUUGAAAGGAAAGCUCGGCGAAGGAACUUUUGGUGAGGUUCACAAAGCGAGAUAUAAAGUUACAGGUCAACUUGUUGCUCUCAAGAGAAUUCUGAUGCACAAUGAAAAAGACGGUGUUCCUAUUACAGCCAUGAGAGAGAUCAAGAUUUUGAAGCAAUUACGACACAAGAAUAUUGUUCCAUUAUCUGAUAUUGCUGUUGAGACUGGUGACUCUGCAAGGAAAGAGCAGGGUAGUAUCUAUAUGGUAUUCCCGUACAUGGAUCACGAUCUUGCUGGUCUACUCGAUAAUCCUUCCGUACGACUCAGCCGUCCUCAGAUAAAAACAUACAUGAAGCAAUUGCUGGAAGGCACUGCCUACCUUCACUUUAAUAAGGUCCUUCAUCGUGAUAUGAAAGCCGCAAAUCUUCUCAUCAAUAACGAUGGAAUUCUACAAAUUGCAGAUUUUGGUCUAGCACGCGGGGUUGAAGACGAUGGCCGUGAAUAUACACAAUGUGUUGUCACUCGAUGGUAUCGUCCUCCAGAGCUUCUGUUAGGCGAACGAAGAUACACGAGUGCAAUCGAUAUGUGGGGUGUAGGGUGCGUGUUUGGAGAACUUAUAAAAUUACGGCCAAUCUUACAAGGUCAAGAUGACAUGGAGCAGUUAAAGCGCAUUUUUCACCUAUGUGGAUCGCCAACACAGGAAACCAUGCCAGGGUGGAAUAAACUUCCUGACGCUGGGAAAGUGCGAUUUGAUGUCACAAAAAGGCGUGUCGUCGAAGAGUUUUCGCGUCCUGAUCCACUAGCAGCCGAUCUGAUCGAUAAGCUUCUUAUUCUGGAUCCAGCAAAACGUCUCACUGCCUUGGAAGCAUUAAACCAUGAUUAUUUCUACAGUGAACCAUUGCCAGCAGACCCGGCUCUUUUGCCAAAAUAUGAAGCAUCACACGAAUUCGAUCGACGCAAAAUAAAGCAAGAAAAA